AUGGGUGGAAGAGGGAAUGGAAACAUGGGGCACCAUGGGUGGAAUGGUAGGCAUGGAAGAUAUAGAAACUAUGAGGAGGAGAUGGAGCCGCGGUAUGAUGAUCCCACCAAGUCUAUCAAGCACACAUUUCCCGAGUUCCACGGCAAGUUUGAUCCCGAGCCCUACUUGGAAUGGGAGUCACAAAUGAGCAAAAUUUUCUCACUCCAUAACUUUUCGGAAGGUGAUAAGGUGAAGGUGGCAAUAGCCGAGUUUCGUGGCAAUGCGGAUACAUGGUGGAAUGAUACGAUGAGGAGGAGAAGGAUGGUUAGGGGAGGGGAAGUGGGUUCGUGGGCGGAGUUGUGUGAGCUCAUGAGGACUACCUUUGUACCAAAGUCCUAUUUCCUCCGACUUCGAGGGGAGUUUCAAGAUUUGAAGCAAGGGACGAAGAGCGUAAUGGAGUACUACUAUGAACUCCUAUCAUUGAUGAGCAAGGUAGGGGUGGAGGAGCGAGAAGAGGCGACUCAAGAUCGAUUUAUCCAUGGCCUUAACAUCAACUUGAAGCACAAGGUGCAAGUGGAGGCAUUGAGGGGAAUUUCCUUGGAUGAGGUGAUUGGGUUUGCCGACACUUUUGAGAGGCAAAGUAAGGAGUUGGUUUCUAGCCGGGCUAAAUGGGCGUCUAGCCAAACCGGAGGGACGGGGACUAGCAAGUGGAGUGCUCCCGGCAAGAAGGUGGAAAACAUGGCCAAUCCAAACACGCAAGGGAGGCCGAUCGCGAAGGCUUUACCGGGUACUCAACCUAUUAAAGCUAUAGCCCCUAUGGAAGACAAGAAGGUUCAAUGUUUCAAGUGCAAGGGGUAUGGCCAUUAUGCACGCGAGUGCCCAAACCAACGGGUAAUGGUUAUCGGGCAAGAUGGUAGCGUGUAUAGUGAGGAAGAUGAAGAAGAUGGGGAGGGUGUGGGCACUAAAGAAGUGAGCCCGGACACCGACAUAGCUUUUUCUAGUGGCGAAGAAGAAGAUACACCCUUAAGGGCUAUGGUUGUACUCCGAAUGCUCAAUGUACAACCCAACCUUGAGGAGCAUAAGGAGCAAAGGUGCAACAUCUUUCAUAUGAAGUGUAAGGUGAAGUCCAAGACGUGCUUGGUCAUCAUAGAUGGAGGGAGUUGUACAAAUGUGGUGUGUGACCGGUUGGUGGCCAAGUUGGGAUUGAAGGUACUUAAACACCCAAACCCCUACAAAUUGCAAUGGUUAGGGGACUCCGGAGAGUUGAGGGUGAAGGCUCAAUGUAAAGUUCCAUUGAAGAUUGGAGAAGUUGAGGAAGAAAUCCUAUGUGAUAUCAUUCCUAUGACGGCAUGUCAUGUUUUGCUAGGGAGGCCAUGGGAGUUUGAUAGAAGGGCCUACAAAAAUGGCUUCACGAAUGAGUAUUUCUACAUGCUCAACGGGUUGAAGGUUCGUUUGAAGCCAUUGCUACCUAGUGCCGUGUUUGAGGCUAGCCAACAUCUACAAAAGGAAAGAGAG
Messenger RNA from Salvia splendens (bonfire salvia), 1494 nucleotides. RefSeq lists its product as uncharacterized. The transcript has a single exon. The annotation marks the transcript as partial. Gene Ontology annotation, molecular function: nucleic acid binding; zinc ion binding. NCBI's taxonomy places the organism in Eukaryota, Viridiplantae, Streptophyta, Magnoliopsida, Lamiales, Lamiaceae. The record is from RefSeq and is a predicted model, not a curated record.